Messenger RNA from Perca flavescens (yellow perch), 7279 nucleotides. RefSeq names its product unc-13 homolog Bb (C. elegans) (gene unc13bb). Lineage: Eukaryota; Metazoa; Chordata; Actinopteri; Perciformes; Percidae. Gene Ontology annotation, biological process: dense core granule priming; presynaptic dense core vesicle exocytosis; synaptic vesicle priming. Gene Ontology annotation, molecular function: calcium ion binding; calmodulin binding; phospholipid binding. Gene Ontology annotation, cellular component: plasma membrane; terminal bouton; presynaptic membrane. The transcript is spliced from 40 exons. The record is from RefSeq and is a predicted model, not a curated record. The coding region runs from base 246 to 5000 and encodes 1584 amino acids.
GUUCGUCAGUCUGAAAACCUGUGAUGAGAGUUUUAACAAUGGCGUGGCCGUGGCGGGGGGCUACUGCCGUUCUUGCCCCGAGUCCAGAAUCAGAAAACCACCUGUAAACAUCGAGUUGGAGCUUAUCGGCGAUUUUGAAAAGUAAUUUGACGGUUGACAAUGAUACCGGAGAGAGUAUAAAUCUCCGCUGACAGCCUUAUCUACAAACUGUGAAACUACUAGACUGUCGCUGGAAGCGCUUUGCCAUGUCGUUACUGUGUGUCAGAGUGAAAAAAGCCAAGCUCCGUGGACUUCCAGACAAGUUCAACACCUACGUGACGUUGAAGGUGCAGAAUGUCAAAAGCACAACGAUCACAGUGCGGGGGGACCAGCCCUGCUGGGAACAGGAUUUCAUGUUUGAGAUCAACCGGCUGGACCUCGGACUCAUUGUUGAGGUGUGGAACAAAGGCCUCAUCUGGGACACCAUGGUGGGGACGACCUGGAUUCCUCUGAAGAGUAUCCAACAAUCAGAGGAGGAGGGCUCCGGUGACUGGAUCUGUCUGGAUGCAGAGGUCCUGAUGAAAGCAGAUGAGAUAUAUGGCACCAAGAACCCAACGCCUCAUCGAGUCCUGCUGGACACUCGCUUCGAGCUGCCUUUUGACAUCCCAGAUGAUGAGGCACAGUACUGGACAGGCAAGCUGGAACGCAUCAAUACCAUGAGAAUCCAUGAUGAGUACCCUCUUCAGGAUGACGUUCAGAGUCACCCACUGCCAUUUGCGGCCUCCCAGUGCUCUCUGGAUGACCAGGACAGUGCUGUCGACGACCGGGAUAGUGACUACCGCAGUGAGACGAGUAACAGUCUGCCUCCGCGUUACCACACAACAGCUCAGCCCAACUCCUCUGUGCACCAGUAUCCCAUGGGGCCUCGGCAGCAGCAGCAGCAGCACCACCACCACCCAGACUCCUGCACAGACUCUGUCCACAGUUUGGACCUGGACUACAGGGACCAGAGAGGAACCAGUCCAGUGGAAAGUAGUCGCUUUGGGUCAUCAGGCAACCUGAGCCAGACCAGCUCCCAGCUUAGUGAGACUGGCCAGGAGAGUACUGGAGGGUCAGAACUGGAGGAGUCCUUCCACUCCUACCACAGUACCAGCUUUCACCCCUCCGCCAAUGGGCAACCACGCACCACUGAACAUCCUCCUACCAAUGGACACUCUUCUGUCGGUGAGCAGGAGAUACAUAGGCUGUCCCCUAAAGUAGGACAAGGCCUGAAAAAUGACACUCCAGCAGAGAGAGGGUCCUCUAAACUCCUAAGGUUCCAUGAUGAUGGGCCACCAUUACCCUUCUCCCCAUCCAGAGUUCGUUGGUUAAAGGCCAUCAAUAAAGUCAGGGUUCAGCUCCGUGAGGUUCGAGAUGAAGAUCCCCAUGUUAGACAAGCCUGGGUCCAACCAGGUGGCGGAUCUGGUCUGUAUGGAAUUGACAGCAUGCCAGACCUGCGUAAAAAGAAACCUAUCCCCUUGGUCAGCGAUGUGGCUAUGUCUCUUGUCCAAGCCAGGAAGGCGGGGAUUGCAUCUGCCAUGGCUGCCCGGUCCUCAGUCAAAGAUGAGGAGCUGAAAAACCAUGUGUACAAAAAGACACUGCAGGCUCUCAUCUACCCCAUAUCCUGCACCACGCCACAUAACUUUGAGGUGUGGACUGCCACUACACCCACAUACUGCUAUGAGUGUGAGGGGCUGCUGUGGGGAAUAGCCCGCCAAGGCAUGCGUUGCUCCGAGUGUGGGGUCAAGUGCCAUGAGAAGUGCCAAGAGCUGCUGAAUGCUGACUGUCUACAGCGUGCUGCAGAGAAGAGCUCUAAGCAUGGAGCCGAAGACCGGACCCAGAACAUUAUCAUGGCCAUGAAGGACAGAAUGAAGAUCAGGGAAAGGAACAAACCAGAAAUCUUUGAACUUAUCAGGGAAGUGUUUAUCAUCAGCAAAGCCGUCCACGCGCAGCAGAUGAAGACCAUCAAGCAGAGUGUGCUCGACGGCACCUCAAAGUGGUCGGCCAAGAUCACCAUCACAGUCGUUUGUGCCCAAGGACUUCAGGCAAAGGACAAGACAGGAUCCAGCGAUCCAUAUGUCACUGUCCAGGUGGGCAAGACCAAGAAGAGAACCAAGACCAUUUAUGGCAACCUCAAUCCUGUCUGGGAGGAGAAGUUCCACUUCGAGUGCCACAAUUCCUCAGACCGAAUUAAAGUGCGCGUGUGGGAUGAGGAUGAUGACAUCAAGUCGAGGGUAAAGCAGCGUCUGAAGAGGGAAUCUGAUGAUUUCCUGGGCCAGAGUAUAAUUGAAGUUCGAACGCUGAGCGGAGAAAUGGACGUCUGGUACAACCUGGAGAAGAGGACGGACAAGUCGGCCGUGUCAGGUGCCAUUCGCCUCCAAAUCAACGUGGAGAUCAAAGGAGAGGAGAAAGUGGCUCCGUAUCAUGUCCAGUACACCUCUUUGCAUGAGAACCUGUUCCACUACUCGACGGAUAUGCUUGGCCAAGGUGCGGUGAAAAUCCCAGAAGCUCGUGGAGACGACGCCUGGAAAGUCUACUUUGACGACGUGGCCCAGGAAAUAGUGGACGAGUUUGCCAUGCGCUAUGGGAUUGAGUCAAUCUACCAGGCCAUGACGCACUUUGCUUUUCUGUCGUCUAAGUACAUGUGUCCCGGGAUUCCUGCAGUGAUGAGCACCCUGCUGGCCAAUAUCAAUGCCUUCUACGCCCACACAACCGCCUCCACCAAUGUGUCCGCCUCCGACCGCUUUGCUGCUUCCAAUUUUGGGAAAGAACGCUUUGUCAAGCUGUUAGACCAGCUACACAACUCCUUGCGCAUUGACCUCUCAACCUACAGGAACCACUUUCCUGCCAGCAACAAGGAUCGCCUGCAGGAUUUGAAAUCCACCGUGGACCUUCUAACCAGCAUCACCUUUUUCAGGAUGAAGGUCCAGGAGUUACAGUCUCCGCCCAGAGCCAGCCAGGUGGUGAGGGACUGCGUCAAGGCCUGCCUCAACUCGACGUACGACUACAUCUUCAAUAAUUGCCACGAGCUGUACAGCAGACAGUACCAACCUAUUGACACAAACAAGGAGGACCUCCCUUUGGAGGAACAGGGUCCGAGCAUCAAGAACUUGGACUUUUGGCCCAAACUCAUCAUGCUCAUUGUCUCCAUCAUUGAAGAGGACCGAAACUCCUACACACCUGUGCUAAACCAAUUCCCCCAAGAACUGAACGUAGGGAAGGUGUCAGCGGAGGUCAUGUGGACGUUGUUCGCUCAGGACAUGAAGUACGCUAUGGAAGAGCAUGAGAAGCACAGGCUGUGUAAGAGCACCGACUACAUGAACCUGCACUUCAAAGUCAAGUGGCUCAACAAUGAAUAUGUCAAGGAGCUGCCAAACUUCAAGGGCGUGGUUCCUGACUACCCAUCAUGGUUUCUACAAUUUGUGCUACAGUGGUUGGGGGAAAAUGAGGACGUUUCUAUGGAGUUUAUGCAUGGAGCCCUAGAGAGAGACAAAAAAGACGGAUUCCAGCAGACGUCCGAGCAUGCUCUGUUCUCCUGCUCUGUGGUGGACAUCUUCACCCAGCUCAACCAGAGCUUUGAGAUCAUCAAGAAACUGGAAUGUCCCGACCCUAACGUCAUGGCUCAGUACAGUCGCCGCUUCUCCAAGACUAUUGCCAAAGUUCUUCUCCAGUACAGCGCCAUUCUGACCAAGAGUUUUCCGAUUUAUGUUGACAAAGAGAAGAUUCCAUGUGUCCUGAUGAAUAAUGUGCAGCAGUUAAGAAUCCAGCUGGAGAAGAUGUUUGAGUCGAUGGGUGCCAAACAGAUGGACACUGAGGCGAGUGACUUACUGAACGACCUGCAGGUGAAGCUGAACAAUGUGCUGGAUGAGCUGAGCAGUACAUUUGGGAACAGUUUCCAGAGCCAUAUCAACGAUUGUAUGCGACAGAUGGCGUCUCUGCUGUACCAGAUCAAAGGGCCGCUCAACGCCAACAACAAAAACCAGGUGGACGCCGACUCUGACAACAUGCUACGGCCACUCAUGGAUUUCCUGGAUGGAAAGCUCACACUGUUCGCCACUGCAUGUGAGAAGACCGUAUUGAAGCGUGUGCUCAAGGAGCUGUGGAGGAUCGUAAUGAGCAGCCUGGAGAAGACCAUUGUCCUGCCACAGGGCAACGAUACCUUUGGAGCACAGAUUCUCUCAGCUGCAAAAGAACUGGGUCAGCUCUCCAAACUCAAGGAUCACAUGGCGGGGGAGACUAAAAGCCUGUCUCCCAGGCAGUGUGCUGUCAUGGAUGUGGCACUGGACACUAUCAAGCAAUACUUCCAUGCGGGAGGCAACGGGCUGAAGAAGGCGUUCCUGGAGAAGAGCGCCGAGUUGUCCUCGCUACGCCACGCUCUGUCCCUCUACACUCAGACCACCGACACACUCAUCAAGACCUUUGUGACCACCCAACAUGCACAAGGUUCAAGCGUGGACAAGCCAAUAGGUGAGGUGUCUGUCCAGGUCGAUCUGCAAACUCAGCCUGGGAGUGGGGAGCGGAAAGUUACCGUCAAAGUCAUUGGAGCCAGUGAUUUAAAAUGGCAGACGUCGGGCAUGUUCCGACCCUUCGUGGAGGUCUCCAUGAUCGGGCCUAACCUCAGCGACAGGAAACGCAAAUUCCAGACCAAAUCCAAGAAUAACAGCUGGUCUCCCAAGUACAACGAGACCUUCAGUUUUGUCCUGGGGAACCAGGAUGGCUUUGAGUGCUACGAGCUGCAAGUCUGCGUCAAGGACUACUGCUUUGGCCGCGCGGACAGCGUGGUCGGCCUGGCCGUGAUGCAGUUAAAAGACAUCGCGGGGAAGAGCACCUGCGCGUGCUGGUGCCCGCUCGGCCAACGCAUCCACAUGGACGACAAGGGCCUCACCGCCAUGCGGAUCCUCUCGCAGCGCUCCAACGACGACGUGGCCAAGGAGUUCGUGAGGCUGAAAUCGGAGACUCGUUCGGCCGAGGAGGGCAGAUGAGGGGAGCUGGAGACGGACGGAGAAGACCGAUGGAAAGGACGCAAGGUCUCCGGAUUCCGCGACAAAGAGAGGGAUCUCAGGCGUCAAAAAGGCAGGAUACACGUUUUCCGUCUUUCUGUGUCUUAGCUGCUAGUUGACUGUUUGGUGGCGCCUCGCCAAGCUCGCCGACACACUGUCACGUUCACGCUCUGGGUAUUUUGGACAACCGCUCCCUUUCCGUGUUCCUCCAACACCCACAUGAAUAUACCGAGCCACUGUACAGCACCCCAACCACGCACUCGCCAGCUGUUUCCGCCAGGCAGUGACCGACUAAUCUGUCAGUUAACUUUUCUUAAACCCUUCCUUCCUCAUCAGCUGGAGUGGCACCAUGUGCACGCCACAGCCUCAGGGAAACAGAGGAUGCCAGGCCCCGCUGGAGGGGCCAAACAUGUUCCCACACCUCCCCAGUGUUGUCGUGCAAUAACCCCACCUAAACCCCUCUAACCGUGGCUAUGUGUUUGAUGCCUUACACCCUGCAAACUGUGAAUGUGUGAAGUAACAAAAAAACUGUCUUUUGAAGGCCCCAAUUCUGUAGCUCCACUGUGAUUUACUCGUAAAUGUGAAAAGACGGUGUGGUUUAUCUCAUAAAGGGUUUUUUUUUUCGUUUGAAAGAAUGGCUGGUAGCUAGGAUACAGUCCCAGUUCUGUCUGUCAAUUAUUGAAUAGAAGAGGGAAGUGGAGCUGAUGAAAUAUUGUGCUUGUUUCAUAAGUUGAUCCUGUACAGCUAAUGUUACAAGAGAAGGUACUUCAACGAAUAACCCUUAAUUGUACCCCUUAAUUUAAAGGAUUGAUAAGUUAUAAACGUGUGCCUUGCCAUAUUAUUAUAUUCCCAUUCCUGUUUCCCUAGGAACGAUACUAGCGAUAUGAUCAGUAUAUAAUGAAAGUGGUAAAGUCAAGAAUAAUAAUGAUUUUAAAUCCAAACGAUGACCAACAGUUAAAGGUGAACCCUGCUUUUGGCCAUAUUUAUUUCUAAGUACAAGCUCCAUCGACAACACUCUUAAGUGUAACCAUGAGGGUGCAGCCAUUUUAUUUAUUUUUUUAUACAUAUUUAUUGUCGUCUGUGCUUUUCAAAGCCCAAGAAUUUAAAAUGUCGUUUACUGCCGAGGACAGACGCGUUUGCCAGAACGGUGUGUUCGAGGAUUUGCACAGCGGUUAGCGCAAAUGAGUUGCUGCCGCGGAAACUGCAGUUUGGACGAGAUGACUUAACGCCCUCAGAAUAAAGUGACAUGGUAGUGUUUGUUUGGAAAUGGAUACCAUACUGUAGUUGGCGACCUGUGCCCUUGACUGACAAACAGUGAUAACUGUCUAUUAGAAUUUAAAUUUUAUAGUUAAGAAAUAUUACAUGUUGAACUUUUCAAGUAACAACUUUUUCUUCCAAAAAGAAAAAUGGAUAUCUGAACAUAAACACAAACUCCUCAGUUGAUAAGGAGUGUAGAUUUUUGGUUUACAUAUAUGUUCCUGCUCUGUCUAGGAGUGUGGCCUUACUUUUGGUGAAAAAAACAGUGUAUUUAUCUUUAUCUUUAUAAUAUAUAUUUUUUUUGUAUCCUUGUAUUUCCUUUGGCUCUCAGCAAUGAGGACCGGCCACUUAUUUGCCCGUAACGAUGUCAAAUACGUUUUCCCGAGUGAUGUUCCUUAUCAUUUUGUACUUUUUCAUCUUUGAUGAUAUUGGAAACGUAACUAUAUCUAGACUGGCUUUUCUUUUCAGUCCGUUUUUAUAUUUUGUGUUUAUGUUCCUUAUGAUGCUUUGGAGACAUUUUCCCUUAAAUCCUCCUUUAAUCGUUUGGAGUGAUGUCAAUCAAAUUAUGUUUUAUGGACGGACGUAAUAUACAAUGAGAUAUGUGCCAGUGAAUUAGUGUUCAUAAAUGAUGAAAGAAUAUUAAAAUGCUACUAUUAAUGAAGGAUAGAUAUUGCUAAGAACCUCAAUGUGUGCACAUUUUUAAAGUGAUCACUCAGUAGAAACCACUUUGUUUCAGUACAUCAUCCCUCGUUAAAACGUUUCAUAGCCAUUCUUUGUUAUACAUGCUCCCCGUGCCAAGUUACAAGUUUGAAAUUUUUGAUGUUUUUUUUUUUUAUUUCUGUAUUUUCUAAAGUUGUUAACCCUUGCACCAUCACUAAAUCACUGCAAUAGUUAACAAGUACAGUAUAUGAGUCGCAGUAACUGCAUUUCUGUGGUGUUUUCUUUGUAUUGUCACAACUCUGAAAUGUUGUCACCAUGUAAACGUUGCGAUGAGUGACUUUUGU